Messenger RNA from Cryptomeria japonica (Japanese cedar), 2240 nucleotides. RefSeq lists its product as uncharacterized. Gene Ontology annotation, molecular function: RNA methyltransferase activity. The record is from RefSeq and is a predicted model, not a curated record. Gene Ontology annotation, biological process: RNA processing. The coding region runs from base 123 to 1895 and encodes 590 amino acids. The transcript has 16 exons. NCBI's taxonomy places the organism in Eukaryota, Viridiplantae, Streptophyta, Pinopsida, Cupressales, Cupressaceae.
AUCUAAUUCGAAAUAAAAAUAUUAACUCGGAGCCAAAUAUAGGAUAAUCUAAAUUAUCCUGUAGCAUCUAUACUGAACAAAGGCUAAAAGAUAAAAUAAAUGCAUUCUCUCGUUCUGUAAACAUGGCCGCUGUGAAGGGAAUUCUUUUGCAGUAUUCACAUUCAGACAUGCUCAUUCCUGCAACAUUUUCAAGUUCUCCUAAGCGCCUCUUUCUUUUCACUUUCUCAUCAAAUCAUUUAGAAAAACGUUGUAGCCGUCAAGAUUUUAGACCAAAAAUUUCAGCUAAGGAAGCCACAGCUACGUGUAAAAUCUCUCCGAAUUUGAAACGCCGAACUGUUUCACGCAAACGCUCUACACUAGACCUUAAUUUGAAGCGUAAUUUAUCUAAGUCUGAGAAAUUUGAGGAUCUUCCUGAAAACACAGGAGAGGACUUUAAAGCAGCUUUGCAGUGCGAGCAUUUUCAAAGCCUGCGGAACAGGAGACCUCUGUUUUGGGAAGGAGAAGAUCUCUGGUAUGGUUUGAUAAGGAUUGAUAUAAAACUAGGCAGGUGUUCAGGUUGUACUCGUGAGUGGGGACUUGACAAACCCCUCAUACUUGAGGAAGUAAAGAACUUUUUUGAUGAUCAUGAUGUACAUGACUUUACUUUCACUAGUGAAAAACUGUGGGAGUGGAGAUGUCGGGCAAAACUUGCAGUACGUGGCACAUCAGAGACUCCACAAAUUGGACUCUAUGAAGAGGGUACACAUAAUGUUGUGGAUAUUCCUUCUUGCCGAGCUCAUCACCCACAAAUCAAUUCUGCCAUUGGGAUUCUAAAAGAAGCCAUUAAGAAAUUAAAUAUCCAGCCAUAUGAUGAAGUUGCGGGAAUAGGUGAUUUGCGGUAUGUGCAGAUGGCAGUCAGCACAUACGAUACAUCCUUGCCACAUGUGGACCGCUACAGGAAUGGUAAGGUACAGGUGGCUUUGGUCUGGAAUUCCAGAAAUGAAAAUUCCGCUAAUGCAGAGAAGUUGACACUUUUAUACAAGUUUUUGUGGACUAGAGGUGGACCGAAGAGUGAUAACCACAUUAUCCAUUCUAUAUGGUCAAACUUUCAGACUUCCAGCAGCAAUAUAAUAUUUGGAGGCAGGUGGCGACACCUUGUGGGAGAGCGAGAUUUUUGGGAGCGCUUUGGAGGUGUUGACAUUUGCAUGUCACCUGGUUCCUUUGCACAAGCCAAUACUCAGGCAUUCACCUCUAUGCUUUAUAAAUUAUGCAAAUACGUAAAACGUGGCAGUGCAGUUGUUGAGCUAUAUGCUGGAGUAGGGAUCAUUGGUCUCUGUUUAGCUGCAAACAGGAAGUGUAGGUCAGUGAAAUGCAUAGAGAUUAACAAGGAAUCAAAGUUGCCAUUUGAGAAGUCACUUGCUCGCCUUCCAGAGUCGUUAGACUCCAGCAUUAGUUGGCAUUGUGCUGAUGUCUCCAAAGUCCCAAUUCAUUGGCUGGAGGGUUCAGAUGUCAUUGUCGUUGAUCCUCCAAGGAAAGGUCUUGAUAACUCUAUUAUUGAUGCUCUGCAGAUAGCAUCAUUACGGGGACAAGGAGCGAUUCAGACGCCUAGGAGAGUAGAGAAAAGGCCAUGGAUUCUACGAGCACAGAAAACUACUAACACAGCAAGUAAAACCAAUUUUGAUGAAAUUGCAUCUUGGCCUGAUACAUUAAUCUAUGUUAGCUGUGGAUGGACGAGUUUUAAGCAGGACUGCCAGGCAUUAUUGUCUAACAAGGCUUGGCAUAUAAAAAGUGCACAUGCAUUCAAUUUUUUCCCUGGGACAGACAGCAUUGAGGUUUUGGCCAUUUUCAAGUGCGGGGAGAGAAUAAAACUAAAAAAGAAGAAAUCUGCAGAAAAGAGAAUAGCAAGGAGAAAAUGAAGAGAGCUAAAAGAAAAUCAUACCUGAAGUAUAACCCUGGUUAACACAGAUUAGUCUCUCUUUUGAAUCUGUCUGGGUUCAAAGUUGAAGGCUUUCUGCAAUUAUUUAUAAAAUUGUUUUUACAUGUACCUUUUUUUUCAGAACAUAGAUUUUUGGUAGGAAAGCUAGUUGAUUCUUGUUCAUAAGUAUGUCAUAUUCAAGUAAUCUGUGAAAGAAAAUGUAUAAAAUUUUCUAAAUUGUGUACAUACUCUAGUUCAUAAACCUAUCUAUCAACCAUUGUAAAUUUUACAAUAUUAAAUUAAUUCAUCUUUUGUAUCUUUGAUAUUUAGAUGAAACUUUGCGCCA